Messenger RNA from Astyanax mexicanus (Mexican tetra), 1981 nucleotides. RefSeq names its product PRP4 pre-mRNA processing factor 4 homolog (yeast) (gene prpf4). NCBI's taxonomy places the organism in Eukaryota, Metazoa, Chordata, Actinopteri, Characiformes, Acestrorhamphidae. Gene Ontology annotation, biological process: mRNA splicing, via spliceosome. Gene Ontology annotation, molecular function: U4 snRNA binding; protein binding; U6 snRNA binding. The record is from RefSeq and is a predicted model, not a curated record. Gene Ontology annotation, cellular component: U4/U6 x U5 tri-snRNP complex. Bases 223 to 1746 code for a protein of 507 amino acids. The transcript has 14 exons.
UUCCUGCGCGCCGCUCAGAUCGUGGUGGUUGUGUCGGAGUGGGCAGUGUGGGACUAUGAACCACAACUUUACUUCAGAUUCUGAUUUAAAUAAGCUGUAAAAAGCCUCUUCGUUUCCUGGACGCUGUGUAGUUUCAGUAGAAGGGCUCGUAAACUCAAAAACAGCUGGAUUAAAGUGUUUUCUCGGGCAGGUGGUGCUGAACUCAGUUGAGCCCCUUGAAAGAUGUCUGAUGAAGAUGAAGCCCCUCUGGUAAAAAGGUCUCGGAUCUUCUAUGGAAGUCUUGAAGAAAAGGAGAGGGAGCGUCUUGGCCGUGAGGGAUCCUCAGGCUCUGGGAAAGAUGCUAUUAAAGCUGGAAUUGAGGCUGGAAAUAUUAACAUCUCCAGUGGUGAGUCAUUGGAGAUCGAGGAUCGUGUGAAUGAGAGGCAGGCGGAGGUCUUGGCUGAAUUUGAGCGCAGAAAAAGAGCCCGGCAGAUUACAGUCUCUACUGAUGAUGCUGAAGUCAAAGCUUGCCUGCGUGCUCUGGGAGAACCGAUUACACUGUUUGGCGAGGGCCCUGCUGAGAGACGAGAGAGGUUGAGGAACGUCUUGUCAGUAGUGGGUCCUGAUGCCCUGAAGAAAUCCAAGAAAGAUGAAGAGAAAGCAAAGCAUUCUCAAGAGGAUUCUCAGCAGACAUGGUACCACGAGGGCCCUGACACCCUGAAGGAGGCACGUCUAUGGCUGGCCAAGUAUUCACUUCCUAGGGCUGUGAAGAGGUUGGACAAAGCUCGCGCUCACAAAGAAAUUCCAGAGUCUACACGAACAGUACGGCAACAGGAGCUUCACAAGACCCUCAGGAACCUGAACAACUUCUGCAGUCAGAUUGGAGAUGAUCGUCCAAUAUCCUAUUGCCAGUUCAGCCCUAACUCCAAACUGCUGGUCACUGCCUCUUGGAGUGGCCUGUGCAAACUCUGGAAUGUCCCAGACUGUAGCCUUGUUCGUACAUUAAGGGGCCACAACACCAAUGUUGGAGCCAUUAGCUUCCAUCCACAGGCCACGCUCACUCUGGAGGAGUCAAAUGUCAACAUGGCUUCCUGUGCUGCAGAUGGAUCUGUUAAACUGUGGAGUUUGGACAGUGAUGAGCCUAUUGCAGACAUCGAAGGCCACUCAGUCAGGGUGUCUCGUGUAGCAUGGCAUCCUUCUGGACGCUUUCUAGGCACAACUUGUUAUGAUAACUCAUGGCGACUGUGGGAUCUUGAGGCACAGGAGGAGAUUCUUCAUCAGGAAGGCCACAGUAAAGGCGUCCAUGACAUAGAUUUCCAUCCAGAUGGAUCAUUAGCAGGAACUAGUGGUCUGGACUCAUUUGGUCGCAUAUGGGACUUAAGGACUGGACGCUGCGUCAUGUUCCUUGAGGGGCAUCUCAAAGAGAUUUACGCGAUCAACUUCUCUCCAAACGGUUUUCAUGUGGCCACUGGGAGUGGAGACAACACAUGUAAAGUGUGGGACCUGCGGAGGAGAAGGUGCAUAUACACAAUCCCUGCUCAUCAGAAUCUACUGUCUUCAGUCAAGUUUCAACCAACGGAUGGUCAUUUCUUGCUGACUGGUGCUUAUGACAAUACAGCGAAAGUGUGGACGCACCCUGGCUGGUCUCCUCUAAAGACCCUGGCAGGGCAUGAGGGCAAGGUUAUGGGACUAGAUAUGUCUCCUGAUGGACAACUAAUUGCCACCUGCUCCUACGACCGCACCUUCAAACUCUGGGUUUCUGAAUGAGCACAACAAGCCUGUCUGUGUGUUUUUUAUUGGAGCGGACGCAUUAGAGUGAUUGACGAUGUUUCUGUUUUUAUUUACAGCAUUUUAAUUCCAUUUGAAUAAGUUUGUCAUAUUUCUUUUAUGUAGUGAUCAACACAACUGUGUAGAUGAUUUGAAUGCUUGGAAGGUUUAUUUCAGUUGUUUUGUCUUUGUUGAUCCUCAUGUACUGCCUUUAUUAAAAACAAGAGUCCUUUUU